Molecule: messenger RNA, 723 nt
Organism: Brassicogethes aeneus
Lineage: Eukaryota; Metazoa; Arthropoda; Insecta; Coleoptera; Nitidulidae
Source: the annotation of a GenBank genome assembly
AGUAUCAGUAUCAUUUACAUUAUUUUAUAAAGUGGUUUAAAUAAUAAACGAAAAUGGGCAAGUUUUGCUGUAUUUUGUUUCUUUAUCUUAUCGGCUAUGCAACAUGUUUCACAAUAACGCCUUCCGACACAAAUAUUAUCCUUCCCACUCAAACAAUAAACCAAAGAAAUCCUAGAUCCUUUAUAAGGACUUUCGAGAAUAAAACUGAAGUGAUACAGUGCAGAGAAGGCACAAAAUUCGAUUUGAAAACGAUGGUGUGCGUGUUUGACGAAAAAAAUGUGCGCAAACUUAGCACCUUACUAAAACCAAAUCUGCAUAAUACGCUAUAUUGCCCUGAAUCAAAAAACACUUUUGAUUCCUAUUUUUAUGCCGAUGACUGCAAAUCUUUUCUCCUAUGUGGACCGUCAGAGUCUCUAUUAGUGAAAUGUGCUGGAAAUCUGCUUUUUAAUCCGACUAUGGGAUUUUGCGACUAUCCUUUAGAGGCCGGGUGUUGUGAAUCCGAUGCCCAAAAUUCCGAUGUAUUUUGGGUACAAUAAAUACGAUAAAUAAAACGAUAUGUUUAAGUUGUUUAUUGUAUUUUUAAUUUAAAUAAAUUUGUUGAGAUAUUUCUGCUAUAAAAUGCAUUUUUAUUAUUGUUUACUUUGGAAACUAUAUGUGUAUUUAUAUUUAAACAAAUAAAAUAUUUAUAUUUGAACAAAUAAAUACAUUAAAAUUGAAUUUUAU